GUGUGUGUGUGUGUGUGUGUGUGUGUGUGUGUGUGUGUGUGUUUACGCAUGUGUAUUUUAGGUCUACAGAUCGCGGCUCCUGCGUCACAUAUCAGAGGAGCCAGACAGCGGAGCCAGCGGAGGGGAGGAAGAAGUCGAGCUACGGUCUUCUCCGCGGACUCCAGGCACGCCAAGGAGCCCGGGAAUCGACAUUGAUGAUGUGUUCAAGCAGAAACAAAAAGAAAUAGAAGAAGGCAACAAGGAUGAUAUGUCUAGAGUCCGGGAUCUUACUGCGAGGCUGAAGUUAGCUACGCGACGACCGUCCUAUCUGGACUGGCUGAAUUCUGUUCAGAAUCGUAGUAAGGAGAUUGGAAGUGUGUUGGAGCUACAUCCACCAAGAGUCUUAGAGGAAGGUGUUCUUGAAGAAGAGAUCACAGAUGAAUCAAGAAAAAAAAAUCUAAGAAGUGCACUGAAUUGGUUGAAGACGGAACUGCAAGAAAUGCGACAGCAGGAUCAGCAGUUGGCAAGGCAGUUGAUGCAGUUAAGGAUAGAAUUACAGAGAGUUCGGCUUUUGCGUUCAUGUAAUAAUCAUCAAGCACUUGUAGACGAAGUCAGGAAUGAAGCAGAGGAAGCCAGAACGUUUGAAUCAUCGGAUCUUUGUGAUGUGCCUCAAGACCUCAGAGAGGCGUUUUCACCGGUGCUUCGAGAAAUAGGUGUAACGAGGAUGAACAUCACAAGUCGUCGAUUCUCUCUACGGUGAAUGUCUUUUUCAUGCUGUAAAUUUCUCUUUAAACGUGUUAAUAUCUACGUUACAAAAGUCAUACUGGUACAUAAAGAGAUAUUUUCAGAAGUAUAUCCAGAUAUAUAUUACUAGAUAUUAGUAUUACAUCGGUGAAUAUAUGCACUUCCAGUACGUGUAUAUGAACAGCAGAUAAUUUACGGCAAUUGUCAAACGACAUUGUCACCUGUGUCAGGAUAUACAGCAUACAGUUUUAAGAUGUUUUAGGAAUUAGAUUAUAUUUCUAUCAAUUCUCAAACACCCAAACAUAAAAACAUGUAACCUUCUUGACUAAAAGUGAUUAUAAUUACUGUCUCAAUAUUCAAGAUACAGUUUUGAUUCCUUGAGAAGUGAAUUCUCUCUGAUUAUGGUUAGUUCAGUCAAAAUAUGUCCAGAUCACAAGUAUUGCAACAAAAUUAUUUUGUCACUUUGCUUUUGUAUGAGGUUCCCUUCCAAAAAGGAAGAAUUGGUGGGAAAAUUUGUUUAACUAAAAAAAAAUCAAAAGAAUGGCUUAAAUGCAUGGGUAUUUAACAGUAUUUAUACUUUCCACGCAUCCUGAUGUAAUAAAUGUAAUAAUAUUUAAAA
This is a messenger RNA of Penaeus monodon (black tiger shrimp), 1342 nucleotides long. RefSeq names its product protein FAM167A-like. Lineage: Eukaryota; Metazoa; Arthropoda; Malacostraca; Decapoda; Penaeidae. The coding region runs from base 248 to 739 and encodes 163 amino acids. The transcript is spliced from 5 exons. The record is from RefSeq and is a predicted model, not a curated record.